AUGAAGUUCCUGGAACGAAACAAGCCUCCAAAGGAGGACGAACAUCAUGUUGUCCAUGAUGUGAGGGCUACUGCGGAGGAAGAGGCUGCCAUUGACUACCCUCACGGCAUGAAGCUUGCUCUUAUCAUGACCUCUGCGUAUCUGAGCAUGUUUUUGGUUGCCCUGGACCGAUUAAUCGUCUCGACCGCCAUCCCAAAAAUCACAGACGAAUUUCGGGCCGUCGCCGAUGUCGGCUGGUAUGCAUCCGCAUACUUUAUGACAACAUGCGCAUUUCAGCUCAUGUUCGGCCGACUAUACACAUUCUUCAGCGUCAAGCUCAUCUUUCUAAUCAGCAUCUUGAUCUUUGAAGUUGGCUCAGCUGUCUGUGGUGCCGCGCCAUCUUCCACUGCGCUCAUCGUCGGCCGCGCAAUUGCUGGUGUUGGAAGUGCCGGGAUCUAUGCUGGUGCAGUUAUCGUCACGGUGUACUGCAUCCCACUUGAGAAGAGAACUCCCUACCAAGCUGUUGUCGCUGCGAUCUUUGGUGUCACCAGCGUAUUAGGUCCCCUACUUGGAGGUGCAUUCACAGAUUCUUCCGCGACGUGGAGAUGGUGCUGUAAGUUCGGCUGCCUUUGA
Fusarium verticillioides 7600 is the source of this 612-nucleotide messenger RNA. RefSeq lists its product as hypothetical. The record is from RefSeq and is a predicted model, not a curated record. The transcript has 2 exons. Gene Ontology annotation, biological process: transmembrane transport. Bases 1 to 612 code for a protein of 203 amino acids. NCBI's taxonomy places the organism in Eukaryota, Fungi, Ascomycota, Sordariomycetes, Hypocreales, Nectriaceae. Gene Ontology annotation, molecular function: transmembrane transporter activity.